UAAGAUCGGACGGUCCUCAUCUAAAACAGAGAACACGCGUUUCUACUUUCUAUUGUCACUGUACUACUAGAGUAGAGAUCCCAACUUGACGACUCAAGCUGGUCUCCGCAGCUCGUGCGCUCGGAAACUACACACCAGGAACAAACAACAAGCCAUGUCAGCCUCCGGGACAUCGGGUCCGUACCCGAACCCGACCCAACCCCACUCGGACCAGGAUCGGAAAGAUCAACCCAUCGGGACGCAACUCCCCGGCUUCCCUCCUGAUCCACUUCUUAAGCCCGGGUCCUUUAUCGGCGCCACCACUAAUGGCCAAAGCUCAGUCGACUUCCUAAAGGCCCAGACUCAGAUGGCCGAGACACGCAAAUCUUCGAACGGCGUCUCCGCUUCCCCUGACAAUACGAAUGGAACGGUACCGGCUUCGAAUUCUGGGAAAGGAAUUAGAAAGCCGCUUGAAGCGGAGUUGUAUUGGCUGCCGCCUGGCUGGACUGUUGAAGUUAAAGUACGGGCCUCGGGUGCGUCUGCUGGUACGACUGAUAGGUACUACUUUGAUCCAGUCUCAAAGCGAAGAUUUCGCUCAAAGAAAGAGGUCCUUUACUUCUUACAAACAGGAACUCGACCGAAAAGGAAAAUCGAUGCUGAUGCAGCGUCUGUGGACAAUUCUGGGGAACAUAAACAGAAGGCUAGCACAAGUGAAAAGGGUUCUGUUAAGAACUUCAAUUUUUCGGAUGUGCCUGAGAAUGUUCAAUGGGUUCUCUCAGAUUCUUCUGAAGAUUGGAAAGCUUUUAUUGGCAAUGACCAAGUUCUGGAGUCUAGUAAACGAGACUGGUUAGCCGCGUUCACAUUCCUUGCAUCUAGAGAUAGAGGCCGAUACCAAUGAAGGCCAUUUCCAUUCCUCCUGACAUUAAACUAGUGUCACCAAUCCAGUGCGUGCAAAUACUAGUAUUACUGACCAUUGUUCUUCAUUUUGUUUCUAGUCCUUUUGGUUUCUCAAUUAGUUGUAAUUUAGUCUUAUAUUGUAAAACCAACAGCCAAGCACAGAUCGUAUUGUUUCUUGGCAUUUUUGUCAUCAACUCAUAUUAGUCAAUAGUCUCCUCUUUUGUUCGUUCUUUUUAUGUGUACGUAUCAACUUUUCUGAAGCUUUAUUAAAACUAUACAAUAACAUCAAUGGGCAUUGUUCGAUAAUCUCAUUUUAUGUA
Messenger RNA from Cannabis sativa, 1196 nucleotides. Its product is annotated as methyl-CpG-binding domain-containing protein 5. The transcript has 3 exons. The record is from RefSeq and is a predicted model, not a curated record. Lineage: Eukaryota; Viridiplantae; Streptophyta; Magnoliopsida; Rosales; Cannabaceae. Bases 155 to 877 code for a protein of 240 amino acids. Gene Ontology annotation, molecular function: DNA binding.